Messenger RNA from Brassica napus (rape), 1392 nucleotides. RefSeq names its product replication protein A 70 kDa DNA-binding subunit B-like. Bases 1 to 1392 code for a protein of 463 amino acids. NCBI's taxonomy places the organism in Eukaryota, Viridiplantae, Streptophyta, Magnoliopsida, Brassicales, Brassicaceae. Gene Ontology annotation, molecular function: DNA binding. Gene Ontology annotation, biological process: DNA repair; DNA replication; DNA recombination. The record is from RefSeq and is a predicted model, not a curated record. Gene Ontology annotation, cellular component: nucleus. The transcript has 10 exons.
AUGGCUGGUGACUCACUCGAAUUAGUCCUUUCUGAUGCUCAUGGUACAAAAAUUCAUGCAUCGUGUAAGAAGACUUACAUGGAUGAGUUGGCUACGAAAGUUCCUGUUGGAGAGUGGAUCAACAUUGAUAACUUCAGUUUGACGAAUGCUCCCCGUACAUUUCGAACAACCAAAAAUCCUUUGAAAAUGAAUUUCCUUCACAACACGGACAUCUCGGAGUCAACUCUCCGGAUUGAUGAUAAUUUUCUGGAUUUGGUUGAUUUUGAAACCAUACUAACUGGCAAGCAUAAUACAAACAUCCUUAUUGAUUUAAUUGGACAGGUUUUGGACUUGGGUGAUCUUGAUACAGUUCAUUGUACUGGAGGAAAAGAAAGGAAAAAUGAUCUAAGGUUGCCUUGCUGCCUUUGGGGAACAUAUGCUGAGAAUGUUUACAAUGCUUGCCAAGAAGCUGAAGAUGGGUUUAUUGUAUGCCUUCUAAGAUUCGCUAAGAUUGGUCAUUUUAGAGGAGAAGUCCAAAUCUCAAAUGCUUAUGAUUCAAGUAAAAUCUUCAUCAAUCCAGACAUACAGGAAGCACAAGCAUUUAGAAAAAUUGAUUCUGGUGACAGUCUAGCCAUCACCAUAUCCGAUUCAGGCGAUAACAAAUUGGAUAAAAAAUUGGUCAGCCACAAGUGGAUGCAAUGCCAGGAGAAAAAUCUUGCAGAGUUGGUUGAAUCUACUGAGGUUGAACCAUGCAGAGUUAUUGCAACUAUAUGUGACAUUGAUACCGAUUGGGGUUGGUAUUUGUUUGGUUGCUUCGAUUGCAACAAGAAGGUUUUUCAAGAGUCAAAAACUGUCAAGAGAGUGAACGGUAAAGAUGUACUGAAAUAUGUGUGGUGGUGUGAGACAUGCCAAAAAUUGGUGUAUUCUGUAAAACCACAAUUUAAAAUUCAUUUGAUGGUUAAAGAUGACACUGGUGAAUCAUCUUUUAUGUUGUUGGAUUCGAUUGCUAAAGUGAUUGUUCCUCAAUCUGCUGAAUACCUACUUAAUGGUUCAUUAGAUGAACUAGAAGAAGAUGCUGAUUUUCCUGAUGCAAUUACAACUUUGAUUGGUCAAACAUUUACAUUUGGAGUUUACGUUGAAAAGGACAAUUCAUCUGCUGAAGGGGUAUGCUACAAAGUUGGUAAGGUUUGGAAAGAUCUAAAGUUACUAAAGAUUGGUGACAACUCAGAAUCUGGUUCUGCUCCUUCUAGCAGUUUUGUAUCUGAGGCACCGCUUUUGCUACAAGACAAUGAACCUAAUGAAGCUGCAUCUACUCCUUCCAAACGCAAGAAUGAAGAAAACAAAGACACGCCUGAUAAGACAUCUACUUCGAAAAAGCUAUGCACUAAAGUGAUUAAGAAGGAGAAGAAGUGA